UUUUUCAUCAUGUCGUCCAUGAUCACGAAAGCGGUCCUCUCGGUCCUCCUUUUGGUGGCUCCCGUGACUUCUUACGACCUCGUACGCCGUCAGAAUGUCGCAAAUAGCACCUACAAAGAUCCAAACGCGUCGGUCGACGCCCGUGUCGCCGAUCUUCUCUCCCAGAUGACCAUUCAAGAGAAAACAGCGCAAUUGGUGCAAGGCGAUUUCGGGAAUUGGAUUAACACGACCACCAACGCCUUCAACGCGUCCGGUCUGGCGUGGAAUAUGGCAAACCGCGCGGGUCAAUUCUACGUAGGCUUUCCUGUUCCGCAAUCGUGGAUCAGCGAGGGUGUUCGAAAGGCGCAGGAGUAUCUUAUGCAAAAUACCACUCUAGGAAUCCCAGCAUUAGUGCAGACCGAGGGAAUCCAUGGGCUGCUGAUUGGAAACGCGACAAUUUUCAACAGUCCGAUUGCGCACGCCUGUUCAUGGGAUCCAGAGAUGGUCGAAGAAAUGGCGGCCAUCGCCGCGAGAGAAUCGAAGGCCAUCGGAGUCAACCAGCUUUUUGCCCCUGUUGCGGAUCUGGCAAGGGAGUUGCGGUUCGGCAGAGUCGAGGAAACAUACGGCGAGGAUCCCCAUUUGGCUGGGGAGUUUGCGUACUCGUAUGUCGUAGGUUCUCAGGGUGAGGGUGUGAGUGCGACAGUGAAGCAUUUCGCGGCUUUCUCUGCCCCGGAACAAGGACUCAACACUGGGCCAGUCCAUGGGGGAGAGCGCGAGCGCCGCACGACUUGGCUGCCAUCUUUCAAGCGUGCCAUCAUCGAUGCCGGGGCCUGGUCGAUCAUGGGCGCCUACAACUCUUACGAUGGAAUUCCCACGAUUGCUGAUCACCACCUCAUGACCGAGAUCCUCCGUGAGGAAUGGGGAUACGAAUACUGGUUGACAUCAGAUGCUGGGGCGACGGACAGACUCUGCUGCGCGUUCAAGAUGUGUGCUUGCGAACCGAUCGAUUCAGAAGCUGUUACCCUUUACGCUCUCCCUGCAGGAAAUGACGUGGAAAUGGGAGGAGGAAGUUACAACUUUGAGAUCAUCCCGCAGCUCGUCGAGGAAGGCAAACUCGAUAUUGAAGUGGUGGAUACGGCAGUAGCGAGACAACUUCGCGCUAAAUUUGAGAUGGGUUUGUUCGAGAAUCCGUAUCCCCCAGUGUGGUCGAAUGGUACAAACAGCACUAGCGAUGCUAUUCAUACCCCAGAGGCAGUUGAGUUUGCGCGGAAGUUGGACGCGGAGUCCAUUGUGCUUUUGGAAAACCAUGACAACAUCCUUCCUCUCAAGAAGGAUACCAACAUUGCGGUAAUUGGGCCGAUGGCGGACUUCGUUAAUUUUGGCGACUACGUCGUCUAUCGCUCCCAAUAUAAUCCCACCAAUGUGAAUCCCCUGCAGGGUAUCCGCAAUGCAACAUCAGGAAAGGUCACAUACGCCAAAGGUUGCGAGCGUUGGUCCAGCGACGAAUCUGGAUUCCCCGAGGCCGUUGCAGCAGCUCAAGCUGCUGAUGUUGCGGUAGUGGUCGUCGGUACAUGGUCGCGUGACCAACAAGAACUGUGGCAGGGCUUGAAUGCAACCACCGGAGAGCAUGUAGAUGUGCAUGACUUGAAGCUCGUCGGGGCCAUGGGCCCGCUUGUCAAAGCCGUCAUCGACUCUGGUAAACCAACCAUCGUAGUCUUCCAGAGUGGCAAGCCAGUCACGGAGCCAUGGAUAUCAGAUUCUGCAGCGGCGCUCGUGCAACAGUUUUACCCCGGAGAGCAAGGUGGCAACGCACUUGCAGAUGUUCUAUUUGGGGAUGUGAACCCAUCAGGCAAGCUCGCGGUUUCAAUCCCACAUGACGUCGGUGCUUCGCCGGUGUUUUACGAUUAUCUGAAUUCAGGGCGCGGGACCGAUCCAGACAUUGGGGCCAUUUUGCCGAAUGGUACCCUUCAUUUCGGACAUCGCUAUGUCUUGGACUCGCCACAACCACUUUAUGAGUUUGGCUACGGACUGUCCUACUCCAACUUUACCUACUCCAAUGUGACUUUAUCAAAGACCACGGUCUCGCCCUCAGAUACCAUCACUGCUUCUGUUAGCAUCACCAACACGUCGCCAACUGAUGGAAAAGAAGUUGUGCAAGUGUACAUCCAAGACGUUAUCGCCUCGGUUGCAGUUCCCAAUAUCCAGCUCAAGGCUUUCAAGAAAGUACUCGUCAAAGCCGGAGAAACUGUCAAUGUAGAGGUAGAUCUUCGAGUGGACGACUGGGGGCUGUGGGACUUGAAGAUGAAAUACGUGGUGGAGAAAGGUGAGUUUGUGGUUUGGGUUGGUGCAAGCUCGGAAGAUUUGAGAGGCAACGCCACUGUGACUGUGUCGUGA
Molecule: messenger RNA, 2373 nt
Organism: Periconia digitata
Lineage: Eukaryota; Fungi; Ascomycota; Dothideomycetes; Pleosporales; Periconiaceae
Source: the annotation of a GenBank genome assembly